AUGAAAUACUUGGCUGCUUACUUGUUGUUGCUUCAAGGUGGUAACGCCGCCCCAACCGCUGCUGACAUUAAGAAGGUCGUUGAGGCCGUUGGUGUCGAGGCCGAGGAAAGCAGAAUCUCUGCUUUGCUCUCUUCCUUGGAAGGCAAGGGCUCCAUCGAGGAGAUCGUUGCUGCUGGCCAAGCCAAGUUGGCUACCGUCCCAGUUGGUGGUGCUGCUGUUUCUAGCGGUGGUGCUGCUGCUGCCGGUGGUGCCGCUGGUGAGGAGGCUGCCGAAGAGAAGGAGGAAGAGGCCGCUGAGGAAUCCGACGACGACAUGGGUUUCGGUUUGUUCGACUAA
Lachancea mirantina is the source of this 336-nucleotide messenger RNA. NCBI's taxonomy places the organism in Eukaryota, Fungi, Ascomycota, Saccharomycetes, Saccharomycetales, Saccharomycetaceae. The record is from the annotation of a GenBank genome assembly.